Messenger RNA from Vespa mandarinia (Asian giant hornet), 4931 nucleotides. RefSeq lists its product as uncharacterized. Lineage: Eukaryota; Metazoa; Arthropoda; Insecta; Hymenoptera; Vespidae. Gene Ontology annotation, molecular function: G protein-coupled receptor activity. The record is from RefSeq and is a predicted model, not a curated record. Gene Ontology annotation, biological process: G protein-coupled receptor signaling pathway. Gene Ontology annotation, cellular component: plasma membrane.
AUAUUAGAAGGAUCCUUUCAAGAAGAUACAUGUGUAUAUAUAUAUAUAUAUAUAUGUGUAUAUAUACAUAUAUACAUAUAUAUUUCAUUGUGAGAAAAGAUAAAGAGAGCGAAAAAUACUUGGCACGUUAUACAUACAAAUUACUAGAGUCAGUGAACUCAUCCGGAGAUCACGAUUGGUGCUAUAUACUAUUCAAACCAUUUACCUAACUUAAGAAUUCCUACGUUAAUAUUUUCAUUUUGAACUACCACCAAGGAGCUUUCCCAGAGACAUACAUUUUAAUUUUGAGAUAAAAGGAUUGUCUCUGAAAAGAUGGAAAAUUGUGAUAUCGAUUUUAAGAAAGCAUAUAACGGAUCAAACGUGUUUAGAUUUAUUUGUCCUAACGCGGACACGUAAGUGAUAUAUAGUUCAAGAAGCUCAUAUAAUAAUUUAUGUUACGUGGAUGUUAGCUUAAUCUUGAUUAAUGGUUCUUGAAAGUGCAUUUACCAGAGAUCGUAACAGGUGUUACUAUCAUCUUUGUGUAAUCAAUCAAUUAAAUAUCUAAUUCCAGAUUAUCGAUACAGUUUGGUUUAAAAAAAAAAAAAAAGAAAAAAAAAAGAAAAGAAAGAAUUGAAAAUAAAUACUAAUAUAUUAAAUAAAAAUAUCAUACUUCCGUUCAAUUCGUAAGAUAACGACGUUCUAAAUUUAUAAUAUUUGAAAUUUUAGAUACUCAUGAAAGUCCUUCAUAUUUACGAAAAGGAAUAUUUUUAAAACCAUAUCUUAAAUCUGCUCUACAUUUGUCUCUUUUCUUGAUGGAUAACCGCUAAACCGAUAAAUCAGACCUAUCUGUUUAUCUUCAUCAAAGGAACAGGUUUCUUAAAAGCGCGAUAGAUAAAUCGAUAGUUUUUCUCCCACCUGACUAAUACGAAAGAGAUCGAUGCGAAUAAACAAAAAAGGAUUGAGCAAAUUUACUAUAGAUAUAUAUAAAUACAAAAGUUAUAAAAUAUACGUUCUUCGAUCGAAAGAAAAUAAAUGUUUUGGUUCAACGUAGGAAGUUGAUAAAUUUUAACAUAAAAAAAUAGCCGUAAAAACAUUCCAGCUUUUUAUUUUAAUCUUCAUUACAUCGUACAUAGCUAGUAGAAAAAUAGAAUAAAAGUAAUUAAUAUAAAAUAAAUAGUAGAACAAAACGACGAUUAAACUUAAAUACACGACGGACAUUCUCAUUAGUUUCUUUCGUAGACGAAUAAGAACUUAUUAUAUUAUAUAUAUAUAUAUAUCGCUUCUUCCAUUAUCCUUAGAUUUAUUUAAACAUCUAUUAUUUUCACUAUAAACAAGCCGCUGUUCACAUUUCAUUUGCAUUGCAUCAUCAUCUCAUUCGAUAAUUCUGAGAGAGUAUUUAUAUCGAGCAUUUAUGUUAGCGUGCAAUUAUGAAUGAACGAGGGCCUAACUUCCCGUAAACAUUGUGCUUACUAUAGUAUUACAAAAUUAGAAAGAAAAUUUGAAGAUCCUUGAAAAAGGAAAAUCUAUAAAUAUAUAUCGAGUAAAACUUAUCGAAUAGAUCAUUAAUCAUUGUGAUUAACGUACAAGAACUAAAGAGUAUCUGUAAACGAAGAUAUCGAAGAAACAUAUAACGAGAAAUCUAAAAUUCAAACAACGUAGCUAACAGUAAGAGAAGCAAUCUGCACAUCAUCCUGAAUCAAUAAGACGACAAGUGACGGAAAUCGUUCGCCCCUACAAAGGAUUCUUAUAAACCUUGUCACGAGGUGACCUCAAAUAAAGCCGUGUAUAGUCGUCUGUUUUUUUUUUACUUUUGCAUAAAAAGGAUUCACUGAUAUACGAUUGAUCAUAAGUAAAUAUUUAUCAUAACAUAAGAACGAUCGUAUACACAUCAUGUUUUGGAGAACGUCUAAUGUUGCAACUAACUCAAAGUGUAUUCAAAUAUCAGCUACGAUUAGUGCUUUACCACGUGUACGAAGAUCAGCGAGUUCUGUUGUUACUUGGACGAAUGUAACAAACACGUACAUUCAUAGAAACGUCAGUUACGAGACAUCGAUUGAAUUUGAAGAAGAAUCCUUCGAAGCUUGUAGUUCUGUGUACUUUCUGCUUGAAUUGUUCCACAUGUACUACAUUCCGGCCAUAAUCCUUUUAGGACUGGUUGGAAAUCUUUUAUCAUGCGUUGUCUUUCUGAAUACCCAUCUAAAAAUGCGAAGUUCGAGUUAUUAUUUAGCGGCACUGGCUACGGCUGAUUUUGGAUUUUUGGUCUCCCUUCUUCUGGUUUGGCUCAAUAACACCGUUGGCUGGAUGGUAUUCAACAAAGACGGCUGGUGCGAGUCUUUGGUCUACGUCAGUGCUGUUUGUAGCUCUCUUAGCGUUUGGCUGAUCGUCGCCUUUACCGUAGAAAGAUUCAUAGCCGUGCAAUACCCAUUGCAUCGGCCUCACAUGUGCACAAUAGCACGGGCAAAGGCUAUCGUCUUGAUACUAGUUAUACUUGCUCUAGCAAGUCAUUCUUACGCUUUUGUUACCGCCGGCGUCGUCAAGAUUCACGAUGGCUAUGAAUUAUGCGAUCUCAAGAUAGAAUAUCUUGAAACUAUGAGGAUCAUCAGUAUCAUCGAUAGCAUAGCCAGUUUGAUAGCACCGCUUGUACUUAUCAUCAUUAUGAAUACAAUGAUAAUGAGAAAUCUUCUUAGAUUUACUAGAAGAUUCAAACAAGCACCGAGUGUAUCCACCACCUGUCAAAGCAGAGAAAGAUCCGAAAUUAAUCUAAACCAAAUUCCGAGUGCCAGUAGCAGUCACAAUGGUGCUGGCGGUAUCAAUAUGGAUGCGAUCAUUGAGGGACGUAGGCCACCCUCUCAACAAUCUUUUCACUCUUCGAAAACCAACCAUUCUCAAAAUUCAAGGCAUCAGCCUACAUCGAUCGCAGUACCACCGUCUACACCAAGAAAUGCUUGUCAACUACCCGAAAUAGCGGCUCGAUGUAUACAUGUACGAUCAUCCUCGCGAAAUCUCGUAUCGACUAGAAAUCAACAAAGUAUUACAAAAAUGCUCUUAUUGAUCAGUACUGUUUUUAUCAUUCUCAAUUCUCCGAGCUACGUGAUACGCUUAUGCGUCUUCUUCUUUACUCUUGCACGAAGAGAUACACCCGCUCUACUUUGGUGUCUUCAACAGUUUUUCAUGCUUCUUUACUACACUAACUUCAGUAUCAAUUUUCUCCUAUAUGCCAUGUGCGGUAUCACGUUUCGACGCUGUUUGGAACAACUGUUGCGUAAAGUUUUAAAAAGCAUGACCAGGUAUCACUGUAAUCCUCAGAGAUACAUAUAGAUAUUCCAUCAUUAUCGAUCCAGAAGGAGCCGGACAGAAACGAUCAUUAUGAUGAACGUUAGAAAACCGGCUAAUUCAUGAAUGAUAGUUGAAAUGCGAUCAUCGACGCCCUCAUCAGGGUAACGUCUAUAAAUUUGCUCAAUUUAUCAAAGACUGAAAAAGGAAAAUAAAAUGUUUGACCAUAAUUCACGAUCAAUAUCAAAACCUCUCGAUGGUUCCUCGAGAUUAUUGACGCUCCACAAAUGGAUAGCCAUGACAACUGCAAAAAUAAUAGACAUUAAUGAAAUUAUUUCUAUCGUAACUUUCGAUAUACAUCGUCUAUUCACGGUUUAAAUUAAUGUCGAUGGGACACAUCUGGUACUUGAAUUGCAAUGUCAUCGAUAUGGGAUAUCAGGGGUGUUGUCGAGUGGUAACAGGGUAGUGAUAUGCACUACAUUAUUACUAUCUCUGUGUACAUGCUGAUCGAUAGUUACUUAAAGAUAAAGCUACUCGUCUGUUGCAACGGCUUAUGAUAAACAAGAUUAUUUGAGUAUACUUUAUAAGAUUAUGUAGAAUAUACAUGAAAUAUAGACGACGAGAAUAUUAAUAAUCAUGAUAACGUUGAAUCUCAUAGAAUUCUUUUUUGAAUUUUAUUUUAACUUUAAUAUCCCUCGAUGAUGCAUCCCUCGAUCGUCAAAUUUAAUACAAUAUUUUAUAUUGAAACAUUAUUUAUCUUACAUUAUACUAUAACUCUGUAUCAAUAUAUUAUACGUAUAAUUAUAUUCGAAUCGAGAAAAAUAUUCUCUUCGAGUGAUAUCGUUAUCAAGAUAUCAUAUCCAAAGCUUAUUAUUAAAAGAUCUAAUAACAGGAAAUAAAGAAAGUUUAACAUCAUCCUUUUCGAAGGUAACAUAAACUAUUACUGCCUACUUUUACGUAGAUACGACGAUAAAGGUAUGAAAUUUAUGGGCGACAUCUGAAAGCCCGGAAUUUUGUGUUGCACUUAAAACAGAGGGGAUAUAUAUCGUUUCAUGGCUCGUAUGAAAUUUUAUUAAACCUCUUCGAAAUUUAUCAUUGCAAAUAUCCCAUGAGGAUUUAAAUUACUCUGUUAUGACUCAUUCAUGACACAUUGAAAUGAGAAUUUUCUUAAAAAAUAAAAAAUAAAAAAAAGUAUAAAUAAAAAAGUGACAAAUUUACUUUUCUCACUUUUUUCAUCGCUUUUGCACAGAAUUUGUUUAUACUAGAUAUAUUAUACUCACGUGAAGGUUGGCUAAAUAUUGAUGGUCUGUACUGGUGUUAAUUAAUUUCGCAAAAUUAUAGUUAUAAAGUUAACAAUUAAAUCAUGAAUAUAUUAAAAAAAAAAAAAUAAAAGAACCUAAUUUAUAAUAUUCACGUCUGAAUUUUCAUUAAAUAAUUAUUAUCUCACAGUUUUACUUUUCUUCGAAAAUUUUUAAUAUUGGGCAUUUAAUAAAUGCAUACCAAUAUUUGUACAAGCAUGAAUCCUUUUAUUAGCAUAUAAUCUGCAAAAAUAUUUAAUAUUUAACAUUAUUAUAAAAGAAUGUUAAUAUUAAAAGACAUAAUAAUUGAUAUUGUGAGAAAUAAUGGAAGUGAAAUAAUCACGUACCUGUUCUGAUAUCCUUAAAUCAGGAGAAAAAAAA